AUGUUGAUGAUAGCUUGGAAUGUAAGAGGGUUCAAUGACCCUCUUAAACAAAAAGAAGUCAAGCACUUCUUUAAGCAUCAUAAAUGUCAGUUGUGUGCUCUAUUUGAAACCAUAGUUAGAAGAAAUAAUGUGGAUAAAGUAAGGAAGAAAUUGGGCUCAGAGUGGAGUUGGGAAGAUAAUAAUGAUUAUUCUCCUAAGGGUAUAAUAUGGAUUGGCUGGAAACCAGGGAGUCUAAAGGUCCAAAUGGUUUCUAAAUCAGAACAAGUUAUAGUGGUUAAUGUGGAAACUCUUGAUGGAGAUACGCUGAUUUGGGUGGCUGAUGUGUAUGGUUUACAUACCAUACAGGAUAGAAAAGCCUUAUGGCAAGAGCUUUUGCAAAUCUCUGAAGAAAGUGAUAAACCUCUCAUGCUGAUUGGGGAUUUUAAUGCAAUUUCUAAGGCUGCUGACAGAUUAAAUGGAGCUCCAGUUACAGAAGCUGAAACUCAAGAUCUUUCUAACUUUGUUAUGGAAAGUCAACUGAUGGAGGCUCCUUCAACUGGUCUAUUCUACUCUUGGAGCAACAAGAGCUCAGGGGAUGAUAGAGUGGACAGUAGAAUUGAUAGAGCCUAUGUAAAUGAGGCUUGGAAUAUGAGGUUCCCUGAUGUUUCAGUGCAGUAUUUGCCUAGUGGAAUUUCAGACCACUCACCUUUGUUGGUGGAUUUAGGGAACCAUGAUAAAGGAGGUGGAAGACCAUUUAAAUUUCAGAAUAUUUUGGCUGAUCACAAGGACUUCAUGGAGAGUGUUCAAAUAGCAUGGCAGUCUAUUGAAAGAAAUCACAAAAUGCAGAGUCUAUGGGUUAAAUUGAAAGCAGUUAAACAAGCUGUCAAGAAGCUUCAUCAAACUAACUACUCUCAUGCCUCACUGAAAAUUGAAGAGAAUAGGCAAAGACUUGCUGAAAUACAAUCCAUGCCAGACAUACACAUGAAUACUGAAGCUCAGGCAGAGGAGAGACAUUGCUACAAGCAACUUAAGCACUGGUUGAAAGUUGAUAAUAGCAUUUGGCAUCAGAAAUCUAGAAUUACAUGGAUUUCUCAGAGUGAUACAAAUUCUAAGUUGUUCUUUACCUAUGCAAAAGUAAGGAGAGCUCGGAAUAACAUUACUUUGAUUCAAAGUGAGAAUGGAGAUAUGUUGCACACUCCUGAUGAUAUUCAAGGGGAAUUAGUCUAA
This is a messenger RNA of Beta vulgaris subsp. vulgaris (sugar beet), 1206 nucleotides long. RefSeq lists its product as uncharacterized. The transcript has a single exon. The record is from RefSeq and is a predicted model, not a curated record. Gene Ontology annotation, molecular function: catalytic activity. The coding region runs from base 1 to 1206 and encodes 401 amino acids. NCBI's taxonomy places the organism in Eukaryota, Viridiplantae, Streptophyta, Magnoliopsida, Caryophyllales, Amaranthaceae.